CUCUGCCUGCCGUUGGAACUAGCAGAGCCGAGCUGGUCGCGCCGCGGAGAAGCCGGCGCCGCCUUCCUCCUGCUCCCGCGCGCCUGCCGCCCCGAGGCCUAGAGACGCCGCCCAGCCCGCGCCGCGGCCGACAUGAGCUUCUUGUUUGGUAGCCGCUCCUCUAAAACGUUUAAACCAAAGAAGAACAUUCCAGAGGGUUCUCACCAAUAUGAGCUCUUAAAGCAUGCAGAAGCUACACUUGGUAGUGGCAAUCUCCGGAUGGCUGUCAUGCUUCCUGAAGGGGAAGAUCUAAAUGAAUGGGUUGCAGUGAACACUGUGGAUUUCUUCAAUCAGAUUAAUAUGCUUUAUGGAACAAUCACAGAUUUCUGUACAGAGGAAAGUUGUCCAGUGAUGUCAGCUGGCCCAAAAUAUGAGUAUCAUUGGGCAGAUGGAACAAACAUAAAGAAGCCUAUUAAGUGCUCUGCACCAAAGUAUAUUGAUUACCUGAUGACUUGGGUUCAGGACCAGUUGGAUGAUGAGACAUUAUUUCCAUCAAAAAUUGGUGUCCCAUUCCCGAAGAAUUUCAUGUCUGUGGCAAAAACUAUCCUCAAACGCCUCUUUAGGGUUUAUGCUCACAUUUAUCAUCAGCAUUUCGACCCUGUGAUCCAGCUUCAGGAGGAAGCACAUCUCAAUACAUCUUUCAAGCACUUUAUUUUUUUUGUCCAGGAAUUCAACCUUAUUGAUAGAAGAGAACUUGCACCACUCCAAGAACUGAUUGAAAAACUCACCUCAAAGGACAGAUAAAAGGAUGAAGAGCUGUGCAAGUUGUUCCUCAAAUGAAGUGUGUGGAGUGUAUUUGGAUUUUGUUGUGUUUUAUUUUUAUCUUGGUCAUUUUUGUCUUAGGUUUGGGGGGCUUGUUUGGGUUAGUUUUUCUUUAUUCUGAAUAAAUUAAACAUAUUCUAUUGCUAGAGGAAGCCAAGAACCAUUCUCUAUAUAUUUCAUAGGGGUAAAUUUUGUCUUAGUGGCAUACAGUUUUUGUUUUUUGUGUUUUUUAACUUGGUUUGAUUACUUCCAAAUUUUUUGAUAAUACUGUGUGUUGAAAGAAAAUGCUUACUUAAUUGGAUUGCUGAUGGAUGGGGGUUCUGUGUUGUGUAAAUUGUGGCCAAUUUUUGAAGUCCCCAAAAGACUUAUGUUUUUAAGUGCCUUGGCAGGCUCACUUCUGAAGUGCAAAGCACAGACAUUGAACUGAACAGGGCUUGAAAUACCAGGAAUACUACCCAGGGCACUUACUGAUGCAUGUUUCAAAAUAUCUAUGAUAAAAGCCAUAGUUUACCUAAAUUGGUGAUCUCCAGCUUUUACUACAUUGAAGAAACACAGUUUGUAAAGGUGUGCAUGUAGAACAUAAAAAAUUAUUAUUUUUGAUAUUGAUGAUAAUUAACAAAUGCUUUCAGUUCUACAAGCAGGUCUUUUUCCAUCUCUUGAUAUCUGUGAUAUUGAAACUUGAGGAUGUUGAAGUGUAAUACCUAUUGCAUUUUAGCUUCUUUCUACAUGUUAACUGCACUGUAGGUGUAAAAAUUCAGGUUAUAUAUAGGUUUACCAUCUUCAGAGGUGAUGCUGAACUGUGAGGUUUCUUAGCAAUUGCCAAAUGAGCCAUAAGUCUACAGAAUCCCCUUCUACUUUGAAGAGGAGGGGAUGGAUAGGAGUGUGUGUUUGGUUAGGAGGGUUAAUUUGUAUGGGGAGCUAUGGAUGAGGUUAAGUAUGGUGAAUCAAAUUCGAAAAGUCUUGUCUUAAAAUCCUUGAAUAGAGUGGCAUGAAGAUUUUAACCAAUUUCUUAUUAACAAAGUUUUAGAGACUUCCUUUUAGGAAUCAACUUCCAUGAGAAGUUAAACAUAAAUGAUUAAUUUUAGGUAUAGACGUUAAACAUGGAAUUUGAGGACUGUUUCGGGAAAUUGAUCACACUCCAGCAUUUCCAUUCAGUGAAUGGAGCUGGUGUUUGCCUGUCAUUUUAAAAUGAUACAGUAACUUCUUUGCUUGUGAUAGGUCCAAUUUGAAGCAUUCUGACUUCUGAUUUUUCCACUGUGAAAGGAAAUCUUUUUCUUUGCAGUGAUAUCAAAGUGCUAAUUCAGUAGUAUUAACUUUUCCAUCUUAUUUGUCAUGACUUUCUAGUAAAUUAUUCCCAUGAGUAAAAAGUUGAGAAACUUAGUUUUAAAAAAUAAUAUUAGCAUUUUUCACUUUAGUUUUAUUCUUGAGAAAUAUCUUUUUCAGACUUCCAGUUUUAAUUUUGUCAUUUCUAGUAUAUCUCUUUCCGUCAGUUUAAAAUACAUACCUUUUUCCUUGUAGAAUAGAAAUCUUGCUCUGAAAUUACAUAGACUAAAAAUGAUCAGUAGGAAAAAAUCUAAAAUGAAAUCAGUUUGUUUUUGCCAUUAACAAUGAGAGCAGUGAUAUAAUUUAGUGCCAUUACAAUUAUGAUCAUUAGGAACUGCCUUUUUCUCCAUUUCAUUUCUAACAAUCAUUCUCCAAGUACCAACAGUAGAAGUAACAGGAGAGCCUGGCAGAGGCAAAUCCAUUGGACAUUCAUUGGUAAUGUUUAUUGACAAAUUACAGUGAGAACUAGCUGAUUUCCUUAAAACAAAUCUUUUGUUAUCCAAACAGGUAAUAUCAGCCACUGUGGGUUGAUUCAGAAAUAAAAUUUGGUGUCAAGUGAUUUUGGGUCCUAUUUGUUUAUGAAAAUGAAGCCCGUGAUUUUUCAAGUAGUCUUCCAUACUGCAUUUGACUUUAAUAUCAAUGCAGUAACAAAAGGGUUGCAAUAGCCAAGUGUAGAAAAUAGUGAAAAAUUGUUCUUGCUCUUUUUAAGCCUUACACAAGUAGUACACAGUAAAAAUGGAAAAGUGUUUCUAUAAAUUAAUGUUUAGUAGUAGGCCCUACUUUCCUACUGUAUGUAGAUAGGAGUUUAUUGUCACUGUGUCAUAAUCUCAGGUGCCUGCUUCUGAGUAUUCCUUUAAACAGAGGUAUUAUUAGGAAGUAAGGAGAUGUGUAAGUGUAUAUAUGGUAACAAAGUAGAGAAGUUCUCCCAGGGAGAGGCCUGGCAUUGUACAUGGUGUUACAUGGCUAUGGGUAGCAUGUAAGAAAUAACUGAUUUAACAAAAUGUUGCUUUGAUUAGUUCCCAUAAGUGUUAGUAAGAUGCCCUACAGAAUAAGGAUCAAAUUUUGGUUUUGCAGUGGAGUUCGCUUAUAAAUGUAUAUUGGAUUCUUUCCUGAUCUCUUAAUUUAAUUUAUAAAUAAGCAAGAUAAUGAUUUCCCCCUUGUUCCUUAUACAGAAAUCUAAAGCAGAAGUUGGUUUUCUCAUCCAAUAAUAAAAGCAUAAAAUAUAAAAUAGUUAACAUAGUAUUAUUGUGACAAUGCUUUGGUUAAAUGUUGAAAUGAAGCAAGUUUUAGGAAUUAUUUUAAAUGAUGGAGUAAUGGUGGUGGAGAGAAAUUAAUAACAAAGAGUGAAAAUCUUUCACUAAGCAGUAGAUGGUGCUACUGGAUUUCAUUUGCUGACUUGAUUAUUUUGUUUCCCAUAAAAACCAUGGCAUUAGACUGCAUUCAAAGAGUAGUGUAGUGUGUGUUAGUUUAGCUGGUAGAGGCUUUGGUGGUCAGUUUAAUUUGAAAGAUUUUAGAUUGCUUUUCCUUUUUUCAUUUGUACAUUCUAAAGGGUCAGCAUAAAAUGUUUUAGGUGGGAGAAGACAGGUUUGGUGUAUAAUAUAUCUCAGACUGAGUUACUGCCUGGCUUAUCAGGAAUUAUAAAACACUGCAAUCUCUUAUCUUCAAGAAAUAUAGAUGAUGAGGAUAUUUAUAUUUUACAUGUAAUCACCAAACCCCAAACUGUUUUAUGUAUUAGCAUUUUCCUUGCUCAUAGGAAAAUAGCAAAAUGACAUUUCUUUUAUACUUUUGUGUACACCCUCUCUAAGAGAGGUUUUGAUAACCAAUGAAAUGGUAAAAUAUGUGAGAUACAAUUAUUAAGUUAUAGGACUUUCUUUUAAAAUAAGUGUGUCAUACCUUAAACAUCCAAAUGAGAGUUGAUCUUCAGAGUGAUUCCUUAGGGAGCUCUAUUCUUUCCAGCUAUAUUUUGAAGGUGUAAUGUUUUUGGAACAUUUUUAGAGAUGCCUUGAGAAUUGGUUUAUGACUAUGCAAGAAAAUCUAUUUCGUCAUUUUAGCGUGCAUGAAAUCUUUUUUGGCAGCUUAAUAUGUAUGAGCUAUCUCAGUCCCCAAACCAACUCAACUUUGUUGUUUCCGUAGAACUUUAGUUCCCUACUGGUUUAGGGAAGUUCAAAAGACUGGCACAGAUAGAUAGAUAGUUAAAUAAAUAAAUAAAUAAAUAGGACUGGCAUAGGUUCUAAAUUUGCAGAAGACAAUGUUUUGAGCAUUGUUAACAUCAUUUUAAUAAGGAAAUAUUUUCCUGAUAUCACUACUUUGAAGUAGACAGUAUCAUUUGGAUAUAUAGGUUUUAUUUAAUUUUUUAAAAUUCAGUUUAAUUACCUUACAGUUAAAUAUAAUAAUUAAAAAUCAAAAUCUAUCUCGUUUUCUAUUUUUGUUUCUUUCCCUGAUAACUUUUAAAUUUUAUCUUCACUACCGUAGGAUAAUUUUGAUUAGAGAUAGGAAGAAAAAAUGGAUCCAAUAUUUAAGAUAGAAGUAGCUUAAGGUGACAACAGCCUUUACCUUUUAAACAUAUUUUCACUCAAAUAAACAAUAUGAAUUUAAAGACGGCAGAUCAUUGUACAAAUUGGUAAAUUUUAUAUAAUAAGUAUGCUGAGUUUUAAGCCUGUGUAUCACAGAUAAAAUAUUUAAAAUUGUGUAAUCAUUUCAUACAUUUAUAACUUGAAAUUUUUGAAUGUCUUUUUAAAAAAAGAUGUGGGACCAGAAGUAUAUUUGUAAUUUGAAAAUGUGACUGCUUACCAAGGGGAAAACUUAUUUUGAAACUUACUUGAAAUACUAAAGAAUAGACCAAUUUUUAGAAAUGCUAUUCUGGAUCUGUACUUUAAGAACCACUCCUAAAAUAAAUAUUAGACUUUUGUCAUAAAGUUAAGAUUCACCUGGCAAUUGUUAAAUUGCUGUUUUUUUCAGCUAUCAGUUUAAUGGUGUAUGAGAUUAAUAUUUAGAGGUAAAUAUAUGUCAAGAUUUAAUGGACAAGUUUAAGAUACAAUAAUUCUGACUGCAAACAAUUUUUUUUUUAAAGAUUUUAUUUAUUUAUUCAUGAGAGACGGGGAGAGAGAGAGAGAGGCAGAGACACACAGGCAGAGGGAGAAGCAGGCUCCACUCACGGAGCCCGACAUGGGACUCGAUCCUGGGUCUCCAGGAUCAGGCCCUGGGCCAAAGGCAGCCCUAAACCUCUGAGCCACUGGGCUGCCCAUACAAUUUGAAUUUUUAAGGUGUUCCUAAUGAGUUAACCAUAGCCUAUUUUAAAGGAAUAGUACUGUGUUCCAUGUUUUCCACUUGUAGCUGAAUUGGUACUUAAAUUUUGACAAAAGGGAGAAAAUACAGAUUAAAAUAUUGAAUAAUACCAGUUUUGCAAAUACGAUGUAACUUCUUUUUCUGCAUAUAAUGCUAUGCAAUAGAAAAUUUUACGUACAGUUCUCAAGAUGGCCUUUUUGUGUUCUAUGUUUGUCAUCUCCUUCUCCUUAAAUUACUUCUUACAUUAUUAACUUCCCAUCUCCCGAACCCCAUCUCACUAAGAAAACAAAACAAAUAGAUUGAUUUUGCAGGUCCUCUUUGUUAGUGAUUCUGAGGUAUUUUCUGUCAAUACAUUGACAGAAGUUUUGGAAGGUGCAACUUAUAUAAGCAUUUUUGGUUUGUUUUGGUUGAUAGCUUCUUUAAAUCAUGUCACUGAACCUGAGAUAUUAAUGAUUUAAACUUUUUGUUAGUAUUUAAUUUUUCUGUUUAUUAUUAAAUCUCGUAUGUUGGUGUUUUGCGUAUGUUUUCAUUUUUAUUUCAUUCUGAAAUCCUUGUGCAGGUUGUAAAAUAGAUUAGUGCAUUUUCAUGUUAAGAACAUGUUUCUCCUUAAAUUGUUCUGCAGAGAUAACUAUUUUUAGGGAAAUAGUUUUUUACAGCCACUAGAUUGUAUUUGUUAUUUUUGUACACGCAUAACUAAGGUGGUAAGGGCCCUAAUCCUGUGGGGAACACUUAACUUUUGUUCUAUUUGAAAUUUUCCUAUACAUGGUUCCUUAAAAUUACCAAGGAACUGUCAUGAAAUCUAGGUUGAAAGAGAAUACAAUAAACAUGACAAGACUUAAAGGUUGAAUAGAGAUCAUUUCUGAGGACAAAAGUAGAAUACUGCCAGUGCCAUAUAAUGGAAGCAUAGUGGCAGCAUUCACACCUGUAAAUAUUGCAGAGAAUGUGAAAGACAGGGAUCUUGCUCUCAUGGAGAUACAUAAUUUUUCUCUGUUUUAAGUAGCUGGAUGGGGAGAAAUGGUCUAAAAUAUGAAAUGCAACAUGAAUGCUAUAUUGAAAACUGUGCCAAGAUUACUCAAAUUCUGGUUAUUACUGAUCAGUUUAACUGCUUCAUCAGUUUAUUUUAAAAGGGGAUACUGAAUGUCAGAAAAUCUGUAAUAUGUUUAACUGAGAGAUGUAAAUAAUGAUACAGACUUGUAUGUGCUGGGAUGGGAAAUAUUUAAAUUCUAGGUUUUUUUUAAAGGAAGAAACUGAAUGUUUAUUUAAAAAAUUAAUAAAUAGUUAUGUUUGACAAUGAA
Canis lupus familiaris (dog) is the source of this 6704-nucleotide messenger RNA. It is a transcript of the gene MOB1B, whose product is annotated as MOB kinase activator 1B. The coding region runs from base 133 to 783 and encodes 216 amino acids. The transcript has 6 exons. Gene Ontology annotation, cellular component: nucleus; cytoplasm. Gene Ontology annotation, molecular function: protein kinase activator activity. Gene Ontology annotation, biological process: positive regulation of protein phosphorylation; hippo signaling. Lineage: Eukaryota; Metazoa; Chordata; Mammalia; Carnivora; Canidae. The record is from RefSeq and is a predicted model, not a curated record.